AUGGAUAUGAGGUCUUACAUCAGAAGCUCCCCAGAAGAUGACCCGAAGGAGCUAUAUGACCUCUUCCGCGAACUCUCACUCGAAAGGGCUAUUGAUCCAGACAGAAUGCAACGACACAUCCUGAACUCUAUCUACCGCCUUGUCCAUGGCUCCAACAACAUCGAAGGUGUCAGUUUCAACUUCAACACUACAGUCGAGCUUUGUCGAGCCAUUUUCGAAGGCUCGAUAAGCGACCCAUCUGAUAUCCUAGUGCUUGACGUGGAAGUCUAUCGAGAGCUGGGCCAGCAUCUCAAGGCAGCGCAAUAUCUCAUUUGCCAAACCACAAAGAGCGAUCUGUCCGAGGAUAUCAUCAAGGAAGCGCAUCGAAUCUUGACGAAUGAGUUCAAUCAGACUGAAGGCACAUAUGAUACCGAGUACAGCGGCAAAUAUCGCACAUCUCCCGUACAAGCAACGUCCCGUCCCUACAUGGACCCCAACAAGAUUCCCGCAGCGAUGGACAAGAUGAUGGCCAGCUACAGAUGUGAUAUACUGGCUGCUGGAAUGAAAGGAGAGAUUGAUCCUGUGGCGCUUGCAGCAAAAUACAGUCACCUUUUCUUCAGUAUUCAUCCAUUUCAUACCGCCAACGGCCAGAUGAGCCGCCUUAUACUCAACGCCAUACUCUUCAAGUGGGCUGGAUGUCUCGCCCCUUUUGGUCAGGAUGAGGAGGAGUGUGCAGAGUAUCUUUCAAUUAUUGUUGAGGCAAUGGAUCUGGAGAUCUCUGAGGCUGAGACUAGCCGUGGAGUGUCUGACGGCUGUAGACCGAAGCUUUAUAAGAAGCUGGCUUCCUAUGUCUUGAAGCAUGCGGCGGCGGGUAUGUUGCUGGUUUGCGAACCUCUGCAAUUGGAUGGGUGA
Molecule: messenger RNA, 891 nt
Organism: Fusarium verticillioides 7600
Lineage: Eukaryota; Fungi; Ascomycota; Sordariomycetes; Hypocreales; Nectriaceae
Exons: 1
Coding region: 1-891 (296 amino acids)
Source: RefSeq, a predicted model, not a curated record